Messenger RNA from Parastagonospora nodorum SN15, 915 nucleotides. RefSeq lists its product as hypothetical. Gene Ontology annotation, cellular component: mitochondrial inner membrane. The coding region runs from base 1 to 915 and encodes 304 amino acids. NCBI's taxonomy places the organism in Eukaryota, Fungi, Ascomycota, Dothideomycetes, Pleosporales, Phaeosphaeriaceae. Gene Ontology annotation, molecular function: S-adenosyl-L-methionine transmembrane transporter activity. The transcript is spliced from 2 exons. Gene Ontology annotation, biological process: transmembrane transport. The record is from RefSeq and is a predicted model, not a curated record.
AUGCAGCAUGUCCUCGAGCCGGGUCGCGGGAGCGCAUGGGUUGAGUCGCCAUAUCUGCGGUCGCUUAUAGCAGGUGGCUUGGCCGGCACGACCGUAGAUCUUUCCCUCUAUCCCCUCGACACACUCAAGACAAGACUGCAGUCAAGCACAGGUUUUGCCGCAUCUGGAGGCUUCAAUGGUAUAUAUCGCGGCGUAGGAAGUGCGAUUGUUGGAUCAGCCCCAGGAGCCGCGCUCUUCUUCGUCACCUAUGACUCGAUAAAACGAUCAUUCGCGGUGCCACAGACCUCAAUACAAUACAAUGCCGAAGGCAAGCCAUACAAGGACGAAGUCGUAGACCCUGGGAAUCAGGCUCUGGUUCACAUGCUAGCGGCGAGUGUGGGUGAAGUAGCCGCAUGUGCGGUGCGAGUACCUACAGAAGUCGUAAAGCAGCGUGCACAAGCAAGUCAGCAUCCUUCGUCUCUGGCAGCGUUGACGCACAUUUUGAAUCAGCGGCAGACUCGCGGGCUGGUACACGUAUGGAAGGAGCUCUACCGUGGCUGGUCGAUCACCAUUAUCCGUGAAGUGCCAUUCACAAUCAUUCAGUUUCCCCUAUGGGAAGCCAUGAAACGGUACCGCUGCAGUCAAACAGGACGAUCACAGGUUACUGGGUUGGAAGGAGGGCUGCUCGGCUCCGUAGCUGGCGCCGUGGCAGCAGGCCUCACGACACCGCUCGACGUACUCAAGACGAGGAUGAUGCUUGCGAAGGAGAAGCAACCAAUGUUCACGAUGCUUUCAACAAUACUGAAAGAUUCUGGUCCAAGGGCUUUCUUUGCAGGUAUAGGACCAAGAAUUGGCUGGAUCAGUGUCGGCGGCGCAAUAUUCUUGGGAAGUUAUCAGUGGGCAAGCAACGCACUUGGAGGCGACGAGGAAUCUUGA